Sus scrofa (pig) is the source of this 902-nucleotide messenger RNA. RefSeq names its product short stature homeobox protein. Gene Ontology annotation, cellular component: nucleus. Lineage: Eukaryota; Metazoa; Chordata; Mammalia; Artiodactyla; Suidae. The record is from RefSeq and is a predicted model, not a curated record. Gene Ontology annotation, biological process: regulation of transcription by RNA polymerase II. Gene Ontology annotation, molecular function: sequence-specific double-stranded DNA binding; DNA-binding transcription factor activity, RNA polymerase II-specific.
AUGGAGGAGCUGACGGCUUUUGUAUCCAAAUCUUUUGACCAGAAAAGCAAAGAGAGCAGCGGCGGCGGCGGCGGCGGCGGAGGCAAGAAGGACUCCAUCACGUACAGGGAAGUUUUGGAGAGCGGACUGGCCCGCUCGCGGGAGCUGGGGGGCUCGGAUUCCAACCUCCAGGACAUAACGGAGGGCAGCGGCCACUGUCCGGUGCAUCUCUUUAAGGACCACGUGGACAACGACAAGGACAAACUGAAAGAGUUCGGCACGGGGAGGGCUGCGGAAGGUAUUUACGACUGCAAGGACAAGCGCGAGGACGUGAAGUCAGAGGACGAGGACGGGCAGACGAAGCUGAAGCAGCGGCGCAGCCGCACCAACUUCACGCUGGAGCAGCUGAACGAGCUGGAGCGGCUCUUCGACGAGACGCACUACCCCGACGCCUUCAUGCGCGAGGAGCUCAGCCAGCGCCUGGGGCUCUCUGAGGCGCGCGUGCAGGUUUGGUUCCAGAACCGGAGAGCCAAGUGCAGAAAGCAAGAGAACCAGAUGCACAAAGGCGUUAUCCUGGGCACCGCCAGCCACCUGGACGCCUGCAGGGUGGCUCCCUACGUGAACAUGGGUGCGCUAAGGAUGCCUUUCCAACAGGUCCAGGCGCAGCUGCAGCUGGAAGGCGUGGCGCACGCUCACCCGCACCUGCACCCGCACCUGGCGGCUCAUGCGCCCUACCUGAUGUUCCCGCCGCCGCCCUUUGGGCUGCCCAUCGCGUCCCUGGCCGAGUCGGCCUCGGCGGCCGCCGUGGUGGCCGCCGCCGCCAAGAGCAACAGCAAGAACUCCAGUAUCGCCGACCUGCGGCUGAAGGCACGCAAGCACGCGGAGGCCUUGGGGCUCUGACCCGCCGCCCGGCUCCGCCCCCA